Messenger RNA from Prorocentrum cordatum, 634 nucleotides. The record is from the annotation of a GenBank genome assembly. NCBI's taxonomy places the organism in Eukaryota, Dinophyceae, Prorocentrales, Prorocentraceae.
AGGCAUGUUGAAGCAGAUCGUCAUCGCGGGUUGUACCACCAUGGUGUCGAUCCAAAUAAUCUUCGUUCUGGACACGAUCGCGGACGGCAUCAAGGAGAGGUCUGCGGCCCAGACGCAGGCGCCUGGUAUCGAGGCCGGAGACUACGAAGGUGACGAUGUCAAGGCCUUGGCAGCCAAGAACUUGGCCAACAUCAAGCAGGUCACCGCCGAAUCGGUGGACUGGUGCCCGGACGCUGUGACAAAGAUGCUGAUGAGCCUCGUGCUCGCGGGCAUAGUCAUACCGAACUGGACCAACCACAUCCUGCCCAAGAUCAUCGAGUACAAGAGGCUGGAGGAGGCGGAGGAGCACGGCGGAGUGUCCCACCACCACGGGCCCAAGCACUCCACGGGGAGCUUUGAAGCUGGCAGUCGUGAGUCUAGUCUCGGUGACCUGUCGGAGCCGCUGUUGAAGCAGAUGCCCAGAGGUACCUCUCACAGAACGGAGGUCGCCGACGAGGCGAACCGGGAGCUGCUCGAGGCUUACAAGAGGCGCAACGAGGAGCUGGAGGCUAACCUCGUCGACGUGAUCAAGGAGAUCAAGUCCCUCCAGGCCAUCGCCAGCGAGCCCGUGCCCGCCAGCGCCCAGCACCGGUAG